Diachasma alloeum is the source of this 5198-nucleotide messenger RNA. RefSeq names its product regulator of G-protein signaling 17 (gene Dhit). The transcript has 5 exons. NCBI's taxonomy places the organism in Eukaryota, Metazoa, Arthropoda, Insecta, Hymenoptera, Braconidae. The coding region runs from base 1493 to 2482 and encodes 329 amino acids. The record is from RefSeq and is a predicted model, not a curated record.
CCCGACCACUCUCGGUAGUUCCUAUCCGCAAGCUCGAAACUUUAUAUACGUACCUCGACGCAAGCUCACUAGUCAUUUACGGUGUGUUUUUACGCUGGGUGGCAGCACCUGUUCUCAAAUCAAAUCCAUUUUACGAGGAGGAAGUCAGUGGACAGCCGGUUAACGUAGAAAAUCAAGAUUGUGAGAGAUUUUAUGCUGUGGUGUAUUGAAUAAUUGCUCGUCUGGCACGCAAACGACUGGGGUUCAAAUCCUCGAUUUUCAGUGAAUUCUUUCUUUCGUUGAAAUACUAUUGGGUACAUUUUUAGCGAGUUGCUGCUGUGGUGUGUUGGAUAGUUACUUGUCUGGCACGCAAACGACUGGGGUUCAAAUCCCCGAUUUUCAGUGAGAUUUUUUUUUUUCGUUCAAAUGUCGUUGGGGACAUUUUAAUCAAGUUGCUGUGGUGUAUUGAAUAGUUACUUGUCUGGCACACAAACGACUGGGGUUCAAAUCCCCGAUUUUCAGUGAGAUUUUUUUUUUUCGUUCAAAUGUCGUUGGGGACAUUUUAAUCAAGUUGCUGUGGUGUAUGGAAUAGUUACUUGUCUGGCACACAAACGACUGGGGUUCAAUCCUCGAUUUUUAGUGAGAUUUUUUUUUUUCAUUGAAAUGUCAUUGGGGACAUUUUGAUCGAGUUGCUGCUGUGGUGUAUUGAAUAGUUACUUGUCUGGCACGCAAACGACUGGGUUUCAAACCCCAAAUUGUCAUUCGGAAAUUUUUAAUCUUCAGAGAUCUCAUUGAGAGGAUUGUGAGCAGCCCUUGAGCGACGGCGUUUUCACUGUUGCAUCCUGAAACAUCUGUUGUCCAUAAUCACCGAGCUAUAUCACGAGAACCAUCACAAAGUGCUAGCAGAGUCUGAAAUUCCCAAAAAAAUAUCAGACAAAAGAAAUUAAUUCUCGUCAAAAAUCGUGCGCGGGAAAUGAUGACAAGCAUGCGCAGAAGGACUCCUGUAUCAUCAUUAAUUAUUAUGGGAUGGUGGUGCAGCGAUCGCGAGGUGGCGUAGGUGGAGAUUACGAAAGCGAGUGAGAGAGACAGGAAAGGAAGAAGAGAACGUCAGGAGGAAGAGGAUUUUUGGAAUACACAAAGAAGAAAAGGGCCGAGGGAGAGGAAUAAAGAACAAAGGAGAUUAUCGAAGAGCCAUAGGGCUGACUGAUAAGAUAGGAGCGAGAGUGAUAGGGUGCAGGGGGCAUGCGGGGCGCGGGCGAGGCCCAGCUAGAUGGUCCCAUUGGAGCCAGGUUGAUAUAAAUCUGGAUUUGCUUGGUCUUCAUUGUCUUGGAGGAGGUAGCGUAGUGUGUUACGUGUGCUCACCCCCUCCCCACCUGCACCUGCACCUGCACCACGCUGAUUGUUGAAGAACCUAGCUGAUAGGGAGGGAUCAGGCGUUGGGGAAGAGGGUUCGGGAUUAUUAAGUUGGAUCUUGGCGAGAGGCGAGCACAGCUCGCUCUCAAGCGGAUGGAUCAUGUUGGAGAUGCCGAGCGGACUCGGUGCGACUGCAAUGGGAAUAGGCGUUAGUCACGGUGGCAGUGGAGCUGAGGGUGGUUGUCGUCUUCGGGCAUCCAGUCAGGGCCAGGUGUCCCAACAGCAGACUACCAAUCAGGGAUCAACGACCGGUGGACAGCAGUCUGAUCAGCAACAGCAGUCGUCACAGCUGCAAGAUGUUCAGCCACAGCAACAAGUUAAGCAGGAGCAGAGCCAACAGCAACAGAGGGUUGGCCACACCGGCAGAUCGAAGAAGGAUAACUGCUGCUUGUGCUGGUGCUGUUGCUGCAGUUGCUCGAACAAAUGUUUGGCAGCAGUUGGAACUGGCAAUGGUGGUGGUUCGGGUGGUGGUGGUGAAGCAGGAAAAAAACGGGGAAACAGUGGAAUAGCAAGCGGUGAUAUUGUAACAAGUGGUGAUGGUGGUGAUAUGACAGUAUCGAGUGCUGGUAAUGGACUUGAUGGUUUGGAUGGCCUCGACAGUACACCCGAGUGUUGUGGCCUAGAAGAAGUACGUUCGUGGGGCUCGUCCUUCGAUAAAUUAAUGAGAAGUGGAGCUGGUAGAAAACUAUUUCGUGAAUUUUUAAUAAGUGAAUACAGCGAGGAGAAUAUUGCAUUUUGGUUGGCGUGUGAACAAUUAAAGCGUGAAAGCAAUCCAGAGAAAAUUGAGGAGAAGGCACGGUACAUCUAUGAGGAUUACAUAUCGAUACUUUCGCCUAAAGAAGUGAGCUUGGACUCACGAGUCCGUGAGAUCGUAAAUAGGAAUAUGAUAGAGCCAACACCGCACACAUUCGACGAGGCACAACUUCAAAUCUACACACUGAUGCAUCGUGACUCUUACCCACGUUUUGUCAACAGUGAUAUAUUCCGUAGAGUAGCUAGACUGGGCAGUGGACCACCUAGUCCGACGAACGCCGAAUCAGAUCAUGGCCCACCCAGUGGUAAAACCAAAUCAAAGAAAUCGGUGACGUAAUUAAUCGUGAACCUCAUUAAGAACUUGAAUUUUCAAUAUAAACAAUUGCUGGUAAUUACGAAUACUCGUUUGAUGAUACUGGAGAUACGAAAAUACCGAACAGAGACGGUUGUUCAUGUCACUGGGUCUGGGAAGGGUACAAUUCAGUGGUGAAGUGGGAAUACAGGACAUGCCCAUCUAAUUUUUUGUGAAUAUUUCUUGAUUUAGAGGAGGGCGGGGCAAAAUAGAACACCAGGAAAAGCGGCUAUUUGGCAAAAUUUAGGUAAUUUUUUUUGUUGGGGGGUCAAUAUGACCCUUGAAAACGCAAAAAAUUUGACCCGCAACUAGAUAAAAAUUGUUCUGAGGGUCAAACGACCCUUAAGGACUUUUGGAAAUAGGGAUCAAAUGGUCUUCAGAGUCCAAUGACUCUGAAGAACGUUUAGGAUUGAUGGUGAAAUAGUCUUGAGGGUCGAACGGGUAAAAUCAGAGUCAUCAAAAAGGGUCAUUUGACCCUUAGAACAAAUUGAGCCUCAAAUAGUUCCUAAGGGUCGUGAACGCGAUUAAUAAAGGGUUAUUUAACCCUCAUAAUCAUUUAUUUCUAGUUGAGGGUCAAAUGGUUUUGAGGGUCAAAUGAUCCUCAAAGAGGUUUGAAGUUGAGGGUCGAAUGGGUUAAAUCAGAGUGACCAGGAAGGGUCAAUUGACCCUGAACCCAACGCAAUCUUCGGAGGGCACUUCUCCGUAAGACAAACUAACCCUCAAAACGGCCGUAAGGGUCUUUUGACCCUUAUGGCUAUUUGACCCUUCCCCUCCAAGGUCCGUUUGAUCCCGUUUGACCUUCAAGACCUCUUGACCCUACAAAAAACAAAAGAAAAUGUCUCCUGAAUUAUGAUGAGUAGUCGUUUUUCCUGGUUUUCCAUUCUUAAACCUUCUUGGUAGAUCUUGAAAAAAGCUCCCAUCAGAAAUUCCGAAAUAUCUCUCCAAAAGUUCAUCCUACCCCCCACUUCACAAUCGAAUAAUCCCCUCCAAAUCAGGAACAGCGAGAUCCAUUCCCCAAGAAGUCGCUCAAUGAUUCAAAUACCAAAAAAAGAAAUUCCACAAAAGCAGAAAAUGAAGAAUGAUAACUCAUACCAAGCAUUAAACCAUUGACAAUCCGAUGUAUAUGUCCCCGGGUGAAACAUGUCACUGCAGAUUUAUCGAUUUUUCAAUUAUCGCAUUCGAGCUGAAUGCGCUUUGCAGGCUAUCAUGGCACAAUUUUCAUUUUUCUACUUUUCACACAUAUUUUAAAAAAUGUAUUUUUCAUUUUUCACCGGGGUAUUUUUCCCCUCCGGAAUGAACAACAACUAUUCAUAAAAUAUUCAAAAUAAUCACAUUUACGUAAACGUUCAGCUCAACCGUGCGAUCGUUGUGUUUUUAUCGAAUUUAUGGCAAGAGAGAUAUAGUGAGAGUGGAAGUUUAUGAGAGAAGAAGCUAUUAAAUGAAUUAGUACUUAAUUAAUUAAACGAUAAUGCAAGAUAUGGAAGUCCUAAAGAACUGAGAAUUAAAUAAAAAAACAGGUAAAUUAAUAUAUGGUGGGGAGAGGGGAGCUACACCGUGCUAAAGGCCUAAUAUUCUCUCUCUCUCUCGGAGAUGGGGGGCUGGUACUGGAGGUUAUGACGCCUGGAGGGGCGCGCCCCCCCGCGUCGCAACACUCGCGCACGUACAAUGAUACUCCAGGGGUGUGAUAACACACGAAUUUCUUUCUAGUCGUUCUUCUAGUGUGAUGGUGAGAGGUGAAUGGAAUUAUAUAUUUAAUUUAUUUAGUGGUGGAAGGGAAUUUGGGGUUCAUCCAGCAAAAUUGGACGUUUGAAUCGGAUAAAACUCUCUUUUUAUUGCAAUUUUAUCAUUCGAUUCAAGUGUUUUUUGCUGAAAAUCAAUUGAAUCAGGUAUUUAUUUAAUUGACAAGGUUUUAAUUGCAUGGAAUGAAUAAUUUAAUUGAAGAUUCGUGAAGUUCAUUUCAAUUAACUUUGAUUUUUUUUGAAUAUCUGGAAGUGGAAGGGAGAUAGCUACAAUUUUGUCAUAAACUUUUUUGCGGAGAAUUUCACAAGCUGCAUAAAAGUUCUUAACAAAAAUUUCGCUAUCUCUCAUAGAUUCGGAGAUAUUCAUAAAAAAAUAAUCAACGAUUCCGCAAGUUGAUUUCCAUCUAGUCUAGUUUUCGAUGAAUAUCUUCGAAUUAAAGGAAACAUUCAGCAAAAAUUGACAUCCCACUUCACCCCUCCACCACAAACUCAAAAAAAAAAAACAAAAAAAAUUGCACGAGUGAAGUCUAAGAGCGAGAGACACCGAAAACCCACACGGAGAGAAAAUCACACGAAAAAUGACAAAUUAAAUUACAUUCCACGAAUUUUCAUUUGAAAUCGAGGAAAAAACUUUGAGGCAAAGGUUAAAUUGUUCCCCGUGACGUAAUUUUUAGUGAAGAAGUAAUUUUUCCACAAUUUUCAUCCAAAUUUUUCGUUGAAUUUUCUCUCCGUGAGAAAAAAAUUAUAAAAAGCAAAUAAAAAUAGUCUAAUGAUUAUUGAUAAAAUAUUAUCGUUAAAACUACUACUGAUAAACAAAUGAUUAGAUUAAACCCUAAAAUCAAGAGUGAUGAGAAAAACAAGAAACCAACUACCCCUAAAGUAAUAAACUAAAAACCUAUAAACAUUUUCAAUAAAAGAAGACAAACCUAAAAGUGGGGGAUAAUUAAAAUGAAAAAAAAAAA